Molecule: messenger RNA, 9546 nt
Organism: Symbiodinium sp. CCMP2592
Lineage: Eukaryota; Dinophyceae; Suessiales; Symbiodiniaceae
Source: the annotation of a GenBank genome assembly
AUGGACGGAAUACCCGUCUUGGGCAUCGAGGUGUUGGGUCCGGAGAGGCGGACACCUGUCGAGGUUGUGCGGCAGCUCCGUGCGUCGCAGCCCUCAUCACAUGCGUCACAGGGGGCGCUACCAGUACAGCGCGAGCCGCUCGAGCCUCCGCAGUCGUUGUUGCGCCGAACCGCAGAGACAGGGCGGUCAUCUGGAUCCUCGAAAUCCCGAUCGCUGUCGCCAUCCCGAAGACUCCCAGCACCCGGCGAGGUCCCAUGGCAGAAGUUCUGGAACACCAAGUAUGCCCCACGGGAUCAUGGCCAUCGCCAAAGGAGUCGAAGGCAAGCCUCGGCUCGGGCAUCAAGCCGGAGUCCUUCCACGCGGCCAUCCAGCCCACUGAUGGUAGACAGUCGGUCGGCGUCAAUGAACGAACGGCGACGCCCAGCAGAGCUUCAGUCACAGGAGAAGGCGCCACAAUCGCGUGACUUCUCGCCAUACUCGCCUCUGUUCAGAGUCUCCUGGGAUCCCUCCACAGGACGUCGGCAGUUCGCUCCCUCCGAGCGGCUUCACAACGAUGCGCGCUCGGCGCUCAGCAAAGUGCUCCUGGCGGCUGCCGCCAGAGGAGAUGCUGUGCAAGUUUCGGGCGUGCUUGAGCACGCUGCAGAGAGGGAGCUCUUCGAAGGUGAUGUUUCACAGAUUUCUGUGUCUGAGCUCAUGGAAGCCCGGGAGCAGAAGGGCUGUACGCCACUUCAUUGUGCUGCCAAGCAUGGACAUGCAGAGGUCUGUGCCCUGCUCUUGAAGCGCCGCGCGGACGUCCGCGCCGUGGAAGACCACGGUGCCGCGCCCCUGGCCCUGGCGGCUUUGCAUGGGCACCGGAACGCAGUGCGCAGCCUCCUGCAGCACCGGGCGCAUCCGCUCGCCAGCGAUGAGAAGGGGCGGAAUGCCUUCCACCUGGCAUGCUGCAACGACAUCGAAACCGUCCGCAUCCUUUUGCAGACCUGCCCGGGCAUCGAGCUGCUGAAGGAUGCACAGCAGCGCAACGCUCUCUACUAUGCUAUGGGCAAUCCAACCGAGAAGUCGAGAUGGGAAAUUCUCCGCUUGCUGCUGGACAGAGGGUGUAGUGCCAGUGAGGUAGAUUCUUUCGGCCGACCUGCGCUGUACUACGCAGUGCAAGCAGGGGCCCUGGACGUCGCCGCGAUGCUCCUGCAGGCGGUGGACCUGGAGCAACUCAGGCCGUCAUGGCUGGACAGUGGAACAGGUGCAACGGCGAAUGCGCCAGCGAAGCCAAGCUCCGCAGAGAAACCAGCGUCAAAAGCAACUUCCCUGCCCGACCAAAGCAACUCACAGGCAGAAAUUGCACCUUCCGGUAAGGGAAGGCCGACUCCUGCAGGGGCAGAUUCCGAAGCAUAUGCCAUAGCAGCAAAGGCCUUGUGGAAAGCCGCGGAUCAGAGCAAGGCACUGGCAGAAACGACACCAGUCCAAGAAAGGAAACCGGCGGCUCCGGAGGCAGAUGCCGACACAGACGCAACGAGAGCACGGGCCGGAACGGCGCCCGCCCAAGAAAAGAAACCGGCUCCUGCCGAGGCAGAUGCCGACGCGUUCGCCGCAGCAGCGCAGGCAUUGUGGAAAGCCGCUGAUCAGAGCAGGGCACAGGCCGGAACGGCGCCUGCUCAAGAAAGGAAACCAGCUCCUCCUGAGGCAGAUGCCGAUGCGUAUGCCACAGCCGCGAAGGCCUUGUGGAAAGCCGCUGAUCAGAGCAGAGCACAGGCACCCGCCGAAGAAAGGAAACCAGUUCUUGCGGAAGCAGAGGCCGUUGCAUAUGCCACAGCAGCAGAGGCACUGUGGAAGGCCGCUGAUCAGAGCAAAGCGCAGGCGGCGAAAUCAGGAGAAGAGAGAAAGACGGAAUUGGCUGCAGAAACAGAUUCUGCCACGAAUCCAAAGCCAACGCCUUCCGACUCCGUCGCGGAAAGAAGUACGGCUGAGACAGCGAAAGCGCGGACUGCAAGCAAGGCAGACAGUUCCGCUCUUCCCGCUUCGGUGCCAGUGGCAAGCACCAAUGAGACACCGCGAAGCUACGUGGAUCCUCUGCCUGCUGCAGAAUCUGCGUGUCGCUUGGGAAAAGAUCCAGCUGCCACUGUUGCGAGCGACCUGAAGGCCUUGGUGCAGAAGCACACCUUCCUGAAUCCGGCAACGGCCAAGUGCCGGCACCCGCUCCAUUGCUGGGUGAGCCGCUGCGCACAGGUUUUGCUGAGCGACCCUGUGGAAGCGCAGGCUUGCCUUGCACGGAUAACCCGCGGUCUUGAUCUUGAUCGAAAUCGCAUCGACACAGCCUUCCGCCGCUUCGACGUGGACCGGUCAGAUCAUUUGGAUGACGGAGAGCUCGCACGCCUGGCAGCUUAUCUUGGCUUCGAUGUGGACCCGACGGAGUUGGACCAUGACGAAAAUGGCAGCAUCAGCUUGGACGAGUUCCAAGACUUUGUUGGCCGCAUGGGGGGCGUGCAGCGGCUUUUCGAGCAGCGCCGGCAGCAGGUGGCGAGCCUGCGGAGGGAUGCCACGAGCCUGGCCGGCGUGGCCGUUGGAGCGCGGGUGCGGAGUCACUUCUAUGCGGGCACAAAGCCUCAUCGCACAAAGUCUGAAGAGCCGGAAGAGGCGAUAGUCAUCGGGGUGCACUUCAAGGGAGAGGAAGACAUCGCCUGCCCCUCUCAGCUGGAGGUGCAGCUAGAGUUCUUGAGGAGCAGCCGCAAGACCUGCGUUCCAGCGCACUGGGUGGUGAGCACGGAAGAGGACGCCGAGGUGGCGGCAGCCCUGCGGGAGGUGGGCAUCCACGAGGAGGACCAGGGUUUCUGGGACUCCAUUUACCCCGCUUCCGAGAUGCGCGAGGUGUGCCGUCUGACGAGCUGCCAGCGCCGUGCCGUGGCACAGGUUCGAGCACAUGCCACAGCCAGCCACGAGGAUGCCGAGAAAAGAGUGCUGGCUCGCUUCGAGGAGAUGGGAUUCAGCGACAAGGAGUUGCAGGCGGUUCUGAGCUGGAUACAAGACCUCGCUCCUGUCAUCAUCCAUGUCAACAUCGACACUGUGGGCCGCUUUCUGGAGUCCGACGAGUAUUACAGGAGCCAGUUUGAGACCAAGACGUCGUAUGGAGCCAUCGAUGAGGGGAAUCAGACGCGCAUUGCGUGGGAGCGGGACCUCUUUGGAGAUGCGUAUGACGACGCCAAGCCCUUCGAGCGAUGCAAGUACGGUGCUCUGAACGUCACCAAUGACUUCGAAGGUUGCAAGCCCGCCUUCCAAUAUGGUGACUCCUACCUGGUCCUCAAAGAUGUCCGGCUUCGCUGCACCUUCGCCCCUGAGGAUUCUGGAGGCAUCUCAGGAUCCCGACUUGCAGUGCUUGACAAGUACGCGCAUGUGCUUGAGGAAUACGAAGAGGAGGAGAUUCGCAAGCUGGUGGAUGUGGCCACCGCGCCGCCUGCACGCCCCAGCUCAGAGGCCCCACGGCUACUGCGAGGCAGUACGGAAGAUCCCACACAGCAGUGGGUGACGUUCGGCUUCCCGCAGCUGAAGCGGAAGAAAGGCUGUGUUUUCUUCGAGGUGGAGCUGGUUGAGGGCUGCUGUCUGCCCCAGGUUGGUUUGGCCAGCGAGCAAUUCCAGUGCUCGCCUGGUGUCCAGUCCAGGUUUGGGGUUGGCGACGAUGAGUGCAGCUGUGGGGUUGAUGGCAUGCACGGUGCAUGCCUCAAGGGUGGACCGUUCUGUGCCUGGAAUGAUGUCAGCUGGAAGAAGAAGGAGUCUGAAGCGUACUGGGAGGAGGAUGGCCAACAGCUCCUCGCCGAGACCGUCGUGGUCGGCGUCGUGGUAGACUUUGAGUUGAAUGCUGUCUGCUUCGCAUCGAACGGGGCGUGGAGCGAACCCUGGAAGCCACAGCUCUCGCAAGAGGACAUGCCCUCCUUCUUUGAAGGCCUCUACCCGGCGAUCUCGGUGAAGGGUCGUGCCUCCUUCCAGUUUGGCCCAGACUUCAAAUGUCCGCCCCCGAAGUCCUACAAGUGGGAAAGCUGGCCUGGAGCUGGUCGAGGGCGGAUCCCAAUUGACUGCCCGGCUGUCGGAGAUUCGAGCGUGCUGUCCAUCUACAAGGAAGCCCAGAUCCACGGCGAAGUGAGUCUGAAGCGAAACGUGCUUCGCUUGGUUGCUGCACAGAAGUACAAGCAGAAGGCUCGCUGCUGGACCGUACAGGUGAGCAAUGCGGGCCGCUGCAGCGGCACCUACAAGUGGUCUGGGCGGCACAACAAGCGUUCCUUCUACAGAUCACCUUCCGGUGCCAUCAUCUACUACUGCACGGAGGACACGUCGUGGCACAUGAACGACAAUGCCGACACAGCUGGCUUCGUUUUCCGAGCUCCGGUAGAGGCGGUGCACCUCAGCAGCGCUGGCAACACCGGGCUCCUCUCCGUUGAGCCGCCACGUGGUGGCUGGAAAGCGGCAUUGGAGUUCAAAGGCUGCGUGCGCCGAGAUGUUUUCAAGCCAGCCAUGCUGGCCUUGGCGGUGCCCGAGGACGAAGUCAAUGCUUUAAUGCAGGUACUUUGUGCCCAAGCUGGUAGCGACAAAGACCUCAUCUUCCGCAAACAUGGAGCUUCCUCGUUCAGGGCGGAAUGGUCGAAGCUGGCGCUGCGACUUCUUGCGGCGCGUGGAAACGAGCGCUUCCCAAACGCCGCCGAGGCCUGGAACCAGGUCGUGCGAUCUGCGCAGGCUCAGUUGCUGGAAAGUAUCGGCCUGCCUCGAUCCACUUCCGUUGCUGUGAUCCGCAGUGAGCAAUGUCAAGACACUGAGCAGCGGCAGUGUAUCUCUUUGGGACCCAAUGCUGCGAAGGAGGCAAGCAAUGGCAUUGCCGUGCACGUCCUGAGACUCCAAAGCACAGAUCUCGAGAUCCUCCUGACUGAGCCGCGGCUGCCCUGGUGCUCAGCUGGUCCUGGCGCUCGAGCUGUGGCGAUGGUGUCAAGCAGCUGCUUCCUGAGCUCUUUCGGCCUCCCAGACGUCCCUGGCACCGUCGUCGAGAGGGGCCCUGGAGCACUUCGCCGUCUCGAGCUGGAGGAGUCUGAGGUCGCCAGGAACGAGAUGUUUUGGCCACUUCAGGAGGCUUCCGCAGAGGAGGGAAUCAGCCCAGCCGCUUGCCGCUUGAGCUCCGGUACAAAGCGGCCAGCGGUUUCUCUGCAAAAUCCAGAGGGACAGGAGCUGGUGUUCUUAAGGCUGGCUGUGAGUGCAGCCCUGUUUGGACCUUUCGCGAUGGUGGAGAAUGAGAUGGUCUUCCAAAACCCAGAAGAUCGCACCAUGGAGGGACGGUUCUCCUUUGCUUUGCCAAUGGGAGUGGACGGCCCAGCCAUGCCAAGCCGCUUUGCCAUGCAGAUCGGAGAGAAGCUGAUGGAGGGAGAAGUGGUCAACAGAUCCAAAGCGCAGCGCGUCUACAGAGAGAUCCUGCACCAAGCACGGGAUCCGGCUCUCCUGGAGCAGAGCCAGGGCAACAUCUUCACGGCGAGAGUGUUUCCCAUUGCACCACGCGCUCUGGUACGCUUGGUACUCUCCUACACACUCACGGUUCCAUCCAGAAAGACGUAUCGCUCGCUGCAGAUUCCCAUGGCCGGUCUGCCCGAGAUAAAGAACCUCACGUUUGUGGCCGUCACGCAGACGUUGGGCGAUGGUGUUUUCAGUGCCAACUGCACCCUGCCUGAGGUAGGGCAAGUGAAUGGCGUCAUGGAUGGAGACCUCAUGCGUUUUGCACAGGAGAUGGGCCCUGUGGUACCUCUCACUGAUGCUAUUGUCGAGGUUUGGGACCCGAAUGUUGCCAGCAAGUCUUUUGCUGUGGGUGAUGGGCAGCUGGUGACCUCGUAUGUCGUCGGAGAUGAUGUGGCUGUGUCCACCACCGCACGAUUCGAGCCCUCCAGCUGGAUAGUUUAUGUGGAUACAUCUGCUUCCACUGCAGAUUCUUUCGUUGUAAGAACUCCUCUCAUUGCGGCUCUCUUAGAUGCCAUGCCAGCUGUGGAUGUGAGGGUUCUCGCCUUUGAUAUUGAAGUGGAAGAGCUGUGGCCCCUGGGUCCAAAGACUAGUGCGCUCGGAAGCAGCGUCCGCGCAGCACUUGAGGCCCGCGGACCGCUUGGAGCGACAGACCUGGAGCUGCUCCUCACGCACAUCCAAAGCAACGCUGGCUCGUCCGUGAACGAGACAGUGGGCGUGUUGAUUUUGAGCGACUUCAUAGCGACGGCCAACGAAAGAGCAGCCAUGAAGCUGGCCCGGCUCCUCGAGACCUCCGGAAAUCGCGUGGUCUCCUUGGGCGUCAUCGGCGCAAAGUACGAUAGCGCCGUCGGACGGGCCGUCGCAGCAGCCGGAGGUGGCCGAUCUGUGCAGAUUCCAUUGACAUCCAAAGAAGUGCCCUCUGUCGCUUCAAAAGCCUGGCAAGAACUCACCGAGCCGCUCGGCUUGAAUGCCAGCGCAGUGGUUUCGAGUGGUUGGGUUUGGCCAGAGACGUUCUUCGAUCUGCAGCUUGGAGAUGAAGUCAUUGUCUACAGUGGUGGCCAGACGGGCCUGCAAGCGCAAGCGCCAGAGCUCCAGAUUGCUGGCAAAACCGUAUCCGCCAGUGCUGUUCAGGCCGCAGCAGCAUCCUUCGGUUCACUGUUGUCUCGGGAAGCAACGAAGGCACGCUUGGAUCUCUUGGAAUCGGAGCGCCAGCUUGCACAGAGUGCUGACGCAAGCUCACAGAUAGAGUUUCAGAUAGUGGAACUCUCCGAGACAAGCCGAGUGAUGACGCCUCAUACAGCCUUACUUGUGCUGGAAACCGACGAGGACUAUGUACGUUACGGAAUACCUCAAGAUCGCCUUUCCCCCAUCUUGGUGGUGACGGCAUCGGGAGUUCAGUUGAUGUCCCGGUCAACCAUCCACCUCCCAGCUCUUCCGGCCCCAAUCGCAGAUGGGGACCUGCCCAGAGUGCCUCCGAACGAGACGGGCUCGAACAGCUCGAACGAUACAGCCUGCGAAGUGUCAGACGCCGCAGCAUGUGCCCAGCCCGAAGACAUCUUCUCAGCAGAUGAUGCUGGGGCUCAACUGGGGGAGGGGGAUUACGCGAGUAGUUCCUUUGCUGGUGGCGGCACAAGAAGUAGCUUCAGCCUGUUGCUCUGUCUUCUCUUGCUGAUUUUGCAGCCCAUGCAAGCUGUGGCACAAGCAAAGUGGGCCGACCCAGUGACAGAAGCGGAUAGUAUCCUCAGCAAACACAGCACGCCUCCAACGGAAAGGAACCGCGAUACUGCGUCAAGCUACGCGGGAGCUCUGUGGACAAAGCGCCGCGUGCAGGACUUGCGCAACUUCUGUGCGACAUGGAUCACCUGGGACCCGACGAACGGUUUGGCUUUCGAAUACAUGAGCAAGGCAGGGCAGCACCAGGGAGAUUCCUCCCUGGCUUUGCGGGCAGCGACGUCCAUUGCCGAAGUGAGACCCCGAGACUCAGAGCAGCUCUUGCGAGCCUCCUGGCUGGCGCUCACCUUGGCCUCGGACUCCCCGAAGGCGGCGGCCUAUGCCCGACGCUUCGCCCAGAGGUCCCUGGAGGAGCGAAACGACAACGUGAACACCUACCGAGCUCUUGCCAUGGCGGCCUGGAAAGAGGAGGACUACACUUUGGCGGCCGAGACCUAUGCGAGGGGCCUGGCGACCAGCUUCCAUGGGAGGUAUGGGGAUGUCCAAAGAGUGCUGGAAGAGGAGGCCGCGCUCUUCCUUCGUGCCUUGUAUGCCUCCGAGAAAACGAAGCCACUCUUCCAAGAGUUUACCACGGGCGUUCUGAAAACCGUGGACACCCAAAAGGGUGGCAGCAUUGGACUCCGGAUCACUCUUUCUUGGCUGACAGAUGCAAACGACGUGGACUUGCAUGUCAUCGACCCCGACGGAAACGAAUGCUACUAUGGGAACAGAAACACCCCCUGGGGUCUGGAGCUUUACAGUGACCAGACCGCUGGCCUCGGGCCCGAGGUCGUGGUUGUAAGCGAGAAAAAAGGCACCUACAAAAUCGGUGUGAAGUACUUCAGCAGUGGGGCGAUGGGCGCAUCCAGGGGUACCGUGAUCAUUCGGCAGAUUGACGGCGGCGUCUCCCGAGAUCCCGUGAUGGAAGUCUUCACGCUGCCGGCGGGGUUGAGCUCGGUGCUGGAGGUGGCCACCUUCACUGUGAAGGAGCCGCAAAGCCUCCGUGGAAGGUGGUGCAGCAGAUGCCUGGGCAGCCGCUGCCUUCUCGAAGUGCACUCGACAUCUGCCGACGGCGCAGUGACCGCAGAGCUUUGGCUCUCCAGAGGCGGCCUGCAGUCUCCGCGAAGCUUCAAGGGCUCCUACGAUGCAGCAUCACGGACCUUGAAGGGCUCUGCAAAUUCUAGCCAGGAUUCCACCGCUUGGAGCGAUGGUCUGGAGGAGAUUUCGCUGACGCUGUCCGAAAAUGGCUUGACGCUCUCCGGACGCGCCGACUCCGAGGACGUGACGUUUCAUCGCCGGACCAGUUUGAAGAGCUACGUGUGGUGUGCUGGCAGUGAGAGCUUCGAUUCCAAGGACAGCCCAGUUUCUCGGCAGGUGGUCCAGUACGGCAAGCAAGAGAAGGCCGGCGACGAACUGAUUCUGGGGAUCUCCAAGGCGUCCCCCCUGGCACCGCUUUUUUUGGAAGCCUUCCUCAAGCCCAGCGGCGCUGCGCAGGAGCAAGGCGUGCGACCGGGUUGGUACCUGGACUUGGAUGCCACUCUGUUCGGUCCGGCCUCCGAAUCGGAGACAAUGAAGGCGAUCAAGGCCGAGCUUGGCAGCGAUUUCCCAGAAAACUUGGAGGAUGCCUACAGGCAGAUUCACACCUUGUACAAGCGCCUUUGCGACUGGCUGGCGAAACCAGGCUUAAGUCUGGUCUUCUGCAAUGCCGUGAAGGCAGAGUUGCUGCCGGCCUGCUUGGUUCGUUUCCUCGGCAGCCCAAGGCAGCAGCUGGGGGAGAUGAUGCAAGAUGGCACCCUGACUGGCGACGGACUUCUUCGCAGCAGCCCAGCGCACAUUGCGGGAGUUCGUGGUGGAUGGCAGCUCGACGUGCAGAAGAGCGCCCAGCUGGCAUCUCUGAACAUUGAAAAGGCCAAGGAGACGAGUGAGGCGAUUGCCGCAGUUCUGGACGGCGAUUCCGAGAGGGUUCUGGCCUUUUCCUGUCCGUCCGGGGACGAUGCAUGGGAACUGCAGGAAGGUUCAGAUUGGACAGAGCCCUUCCUGAUGCCCGGAGCGGACACUGUGGCGAUCAGGAUUGAGAGCAGCCCAGGGAAUUCUGACGAGCAGCACCUGCUCGUGGUAGCAGUUCCCACAGGCGAUGAGUUGGCGAAGCCAUCGGCAGAGCAGCUGCAGAAGCUUGCGAGCAGCUGGGAAGGAGCUUGUGAUGGGUUCUACGGGCUGAAGGGAGAAGAGGUGACGGUGGAGAGGGACAGCUGGGAUGAAGUGCGACUGAGGGCCCUCUGCGCCCAUCACGGCUGGGACUUCUCAUGGAUGAGCGAAGACGACGAACGCCGGAGGCGCAUCGUCGAGGGCUUCGCCGGCUCUUAG